UCACUUGGUUUUCAUCUCGUUCCUCCUCUGGUUGGGGAUCAGACCAGCUAACAGAGAGCUAACUAGCCGUAUUUACUUCCCCCCCUACAUUUCAGAAGUCCCAAUUUAUUACAAGUUCUGUUUAUUGUGUGAUUUAACAGGAUAUUAUUUUAUCGCCAAAUACCUUUCGACGCCGUUUUCUCUCCGCUGUCGGAGAAAACACUGAGUCAUGUACAAUGGGAUUGGCCUGACGACCCCGCGGGGCAGCGGCACCAAUGGCUAUGUACAACGCAACCUGUCGAGCCUGCGGGUCAAACGGCCGCGGGAUGAGCGUGGUGGCGAACGUGAUGAGAAGGACCGGGAGAGGCUGGAGAGUCAGCUCAACAGGCAGCCCAACGCUGACAUCCUGGAGCACCAGCGGAAGAGGCAGCUUGAGGUCAAGUGUGCCGAGCUGCAGGACAUGAUGGAGGAGCAAGGGUACUCAGCUGAGGAAAUCGAGGAGAAGGUGAACAGUUUCCGUAUGAUGCUUCAGGAGAAGCAGGAGCCAGCUCCCACAAGCACUGAGAGACCAACGGUGACAGAGACUCAUGCUCUGGCUGCAGCCAACCAGCAGAAGAAUGACCGUCUUCGUGCUGCUUUUGGCAUCGCCAGCGACUAUGUGGACGGAUCUUCCUUCCAUGCUGACCGCAAGGAGAAAGAGAAGGAGAAGAGAGAACAGGAACGCAUAGAGAGGGAGAGGCUGCAGCAGCAGAAAUAUACGUUGGUGGAAGAUUCAGACAACUCAGAUUCUCCUCCCAAGAAGCGCAGUCGGAAGAAGAAGAAGAAAAACAAGAACAGAGACAGCUCAGAGAGUCCGUCCCCAUCUCCUAGGCGAGAGAAGAAGAAAUCCAAAAAGAAGAAAAAGAAACGUGGGGCAUCAGAAGAGGAGGAAGAAGAAGACAGCUCCUCUGAUGAGAAGCAGAAGGUGUCAAAGAAGAAAAGAAAGAAGAGUGAAAGUUUGAGUCCUCCAAAAGCAAAGGCAGCACGACACAGGAGUGUCUCCUCCAGCUCUGCUCACAGCCAAUCUCCAGCUCCGCCGAGAUCACGUAAACAGGACCAAACUGCAAGAAAAGCUGAUGAAGGUAGAAAAGGGAGAUCCCCAGACAGGAGGAGACGAGACUUUGAGGAGCACAGCCCUCAUCAUCAGGGAGGAGAAGGGAAGAGGCCCAAUCUUGACAGAGAAAAACAGCGGCCGAGUGAGAUGGAGAAGACCUCCUCUAAGAACAGACAUGACUCCUCAUCCCCUUCUCCACCACCACAGACAGAAAAAAGCAGGGAGAGGGAGAAAGGGAGGCAUUCCAGGAGUAAAGAAAUUGAAAAAAGGAGGCGUUCCAGGAGCGUAGAAGACGAGAGAGAGAAAGGGAGGCGUUCAAGAAGCAGAGAGAUGGAGAAAAGGAGGCGUUCCAGGAGCAUAGAAAAAGAAAGGGGUAGAGGAAGGAGUCCCAGAAGCAAAGAGAUGGAGAAAGGAAGGAGAUCCAGGAGCAAAGAGAUGGAGAAAGGAAGGAGAUCCAGGAGCAGAGACAACGAGAGAGGGAGGCGUUCAAGGAGCCGAGAAAAUGAGAGGGAGAAAGGGAGGCGCUCCAGAAGCAGAGAAGCAGAGAAAGGGAGGCAUUCAAGGAGCAGAGAAGUGGAGAAAGGCAGUCUUUCAAAAAGCAGAGAAACAGAGAAAGGGAGGCGUUCAAGAAGCAGAGAAAAGAGGGACAAAGGAAAGGAGAGUGUUCCUCAGAGGACAAGACAUGACUCGUCCUCAUCUGGUUCUCCUUCUCCACCACCUCCACCCAAACAGGAGGCAAGGAGAGGAAGGAGCAGAGACAAUGUGCGGGAAAAAGACAGGAAUAGACAGGAGAAAAAGACGAGACACGACUCCUCAUCCCCCUCGCCUCCCCCUGAGAAGGAGAGGGCCAGGAGGGAGAGGAGCGGAGAGAGGGAGCGCAGGACUGACCGAGAUUUGCACUCAAGGGCACCAAAUGAAAGAGACAACAGGAGAGACACUGGCAAGAGACAGGAGAGAGAGGUAUCCCCUUUCCAACAGAAAAAUGACAGGAGGAGGGAUGGAGGACACCAGUCCCGCAACUCUCCGUCACCACCCUCUCGCGCACCUAUCACUAAUGGGCGGCAAAGAGAAAGGGAAGACGAGAAGAGAAGAGAAAAAGACAGGGAGAGUGUUAACGAGAGGGACAGGCAUCUGAACAGUCAGAGGGAACAAGACAGAGAGCGAGGUCAAGAGAGCGCCAGAAAGAGAGACGAGGCUGUGCGAUCGACCGCAGAAAGUAGGCGAGAUGGGUCGAGACCUGCCGAGAAAGGCAGGAGCGAAAGACCAGAGAUAAACGAGAGGCAGGAGAGGACAAGGAGCCCUCCGAGGAAGGAGAAACGGGAUGACAAAGAGAAACAAGCGGAGAAAAAAAGACAGAGGAGCAGCAGCAGUAGCAGCAGCGGUAGCAGCAGCAGCAGCAGUAGCAGCAGUGAUAGUGACAGUGACAGCUCCUCGUCCUCCUCUUCAUCCUCCUCUUCCUCUUCGUCCUCAUCCUCUGAAGAUGAGGGCAAACUGAAGAAGGCCAGGGCAGCAGGGAAGGAAAAAAAAAGCAGUUCCUCAAAAAGUGCGCCAUCUGCCAUCGGUGCUGCAGUUCAGCGGUAUUUAGCCAAUGGUAGAAAGGAAAGCCCCGUCUCUGCUUCAGAGGGUGAUGGGAUUCGACGAGCUCAGAAGGAGAGAGAAUGUGGAAGAGACAAACGUGAGAGGGACAGCGCUCCCCACAGAGCUGCUGCAGAGACCCGCAAAAAAGGUCAGGAGCGAUAUAGCCCCACACAAAUGGACAGCCCCACUCCACCUCCUUCCCCCCCCUCCAGAGAGCCGACGCCAGCAGAGGCAACAGCAGAUACUCUUCCUCUGAGGCCGAGGCAGAGCGGUCGAGGGUGGAGGCCAAAGCUGGGGAGAGGGAGAGGGGCAGGGAGAGGGACACAGCCAAGAGGCCUGCAAGGUCCAGCCCCUCUGCCAGGAGGUCACACUCUCCACCUCAGAAAACCUCCACCACCUCCCCAGCACGUCGCACUCCACCAAAGCAGUAUCAGGACCCCCUGCCCCGAUCCAGGAGAGCCUCUCCUCCUCCAGCCUGGUCAGACCGGAGAGAGAGAGAGACAGAGGGACAGAGAGAGGGAGAAGGAGAGGGACAGAGAGCGUGAAAGAGAGAGAGAAAAGGACAGAGAACGCGAGCGGAUCGCCAGGAGGAGCAGGUCCAGAAGCCCAAGAAGGCGCAGCAGGUCCAGGUCUAGAAGUCCAAGAAGGCGAAGCCCCCCCAACAGGUCCCGUCGCUCUCCCUCCCCGCAGCGGCAAAGGAGGAGCAGUCACUCCCUGUCCCGAGAAAGAGCGAGAGAGCGGGAACAAGAGAGGAUCAGACAGAGGGAGGCAGAACAAGAGAGAGAGAGGGUGAAGGAGCAUCUGCCCCCAAAAGAUGUCCCACAACCCCGCAGAUCCUCCUCGUCCUCCUCAUCUUCCUCUAGCUCCUCCUCCUCCUCUUCAUCCUCACCAUCACCACAGAGAGAGAUGAAAGACACAAAAGCAUCAACAGAGAGAGACAGGAGAACAGAGCGAGAGGACGAGAAGAGAGACGGAGAGCAGAAAAGUCGUUCUUCCUCUUCACAUCCCUCCAGAGACUCAUCCCAUGCCCCAACCUCAGGUAGGAGAGGCUCCCAGUCAGACUCCAGGCGCUCUGAUGCGCCCUCCAGAAGGUCUCCAGCUGGCAGCCAACCAGAAACCAAACAGCUGUCACGAGAUUCAAGCUGGAAGCAGUCGCCAGUGACGGCCCCUCCGCAGUCAGACCAAACGGUCAGAAGAGAGAGCGCUGUAAACGGGAAGGAGGCGAAUGCAAACAAGAAAGACAACAUGAGCAGCAGCUCCAGCUCCUCCUCUUCGUCCUCAUCGUCCUCUUCUUCCUCCUCUUCAUCAUCCUCCUCAGACAGCUCUGACUCUGAAGUGGAGCAAGGCAAAGGGAAGACAGGCAAACCUCAAAGUUCUCCUUCCUCGUCCUCGUCGUCAGAGAAUGAAAAGGAAACUAAGAAAAAGAGUCCCGCCAUGCCUCGCAGGGUGCCGGCUGAUUCACUGAGAGAUUCUCGCUCGCUCAGCUAUUCUCCUCCAAGGUAUAUGAGAGCAGCACAGCACUCGCCGAGCCGCAGGAGUGGCAGCAGGCAGUCGCCAAGCCGCUCAUCAAGCAACAGACGAAGGAAAUGAGCUGUCAGCUUCAGGCCCUUCACUUCUCCUUCUGUGUUGUUUAAAUGUUCACCUCCGGCUGGUUUGAACUGGACUAUAACAUGGACCUCACAGCCAGCGGUCAGUAGAUAAUCCUCCGCGAACGUCAGAGGAGUCGUUUUGGUUCUGAGCCACCACACAGUAAUCAACAAUGCGUUUGUUUUUUAAGCAGCGAUGACCCGAGGCUGGCUUGUACAUUUCUUUUUAUGAGCUCAAUAAGAAGCGUACACAUUCACACACGCAAACACAGUUAAGUAAAAUGUAACCCUAACAAUGUUCCUCUGUACUUGUACUGUUUGUUGCGUUCUAUCUGUAGAUAUGAGCUGUCUGUAUUUUGGUUAUUAUCAUGUAACAGACUCAGAUUUCCAUUUAAUGUGAGCAGAAACUGAAAUGUGGUUAAUUUCUUUGUUGAAAAUGGUUAAUUAAAGGCAAUUGUACAUUUUA
This is a messenger RNA of Plectropomus leopardus (leopard coralgrouper), 4702 nucleotides long. It is a transcript of the gene srrm2, whose product is annotated as serine/arginine repetitive matrix 2. Gene Ontology annotation, cellular component: nucleus. The record is from RefSeq and is a predicted model, not a curated record. Lineage: Eukaryota; Metazoa; Chordata; Actinopteri; Perciformes; Serranidae.